Messenger RNA from Cydia splendana, 2000 nucleotides. It is a transcript of the gene MED11, whose product is annotated as mediator of RNA polymerase II transcription subunit 11. Gene Ontology annotation, cellular component: mediator complex. The transcript is spliced from 2 exons. Gene Ontology annotation, biological process: regulation of transcription by RNA polymerase II. The record is from RefSeq and is a predicted model, not a curated record. The coding region runs from base 92 to 499 and encodes 135 amino acids. Lineage: Eukaryota; Metazoa; Arthropoda; Insecta; Lepidoptera; Tortricidae. Gene Ontology annotation, molecular function: transcription coregulator activity.
GUCAAGUCAAGCUUCGAAGCGAAGCGAUAUUUUUGAGAAAACGAGAAAAAUUGUUUGUUUCUUAAAUAAUUUGAACACAAAAACGUUAAACAUGGCUGGCCCGAUGGAAAGAAUUACGGUUCUCGACGAUAUUGAAAAAGAAAUUAUUACAUGUUUACAGUGUGCAGCACAAGCUCUUCUCGAACUAGGCAAAGAGAAAUCUAGCCAAAAGCAGGCAGAGUCCAACACAUCUCAAUUUCUGAGGACCCUAAGCCAGGUUGAGAGCAAGUUGAGUGAUCAGAUCAACUAUUUGACGCAAGUGUCCACCGGUCAGCCGCACGAGGGCUCGGGCUACGCGUCACAGAAAGUACUACAGAUGGCGUGGCACCGCCUGGAGCAUGUGCGCUCCUGGGUCAAUGAACUGGACCGCCUGAAGGCUUCACAUUUAGCGGCUAGCACUAGGAGUGUAACUAGCAACGUCCCUAAUGGAAAUAUGACUAACUCUGGAACAAGCACAUGAUUACAGUGUUACAACAUUUUUCAGUAAAUCAUCCAUCUGUACCUAGAAUCCUGGAGAAUAAUACAUGAUACAAUGGAUUGAUACAUUGUCAGUGAAAGGACUAUGUAGCAUAAAAUAUAGUAAAUUGAACAUUGACUUGUGUAAACACUAAUCAUAUUUAUAGUAGUAUAGCAACAGAGGUUGGAAAGCAUACUGUGGUAUUUAACAUGUUCAGUUGAGCAAUAAUGUUUAAAGAUGUCUCAUAUGUGCUUAACAACAACUUAAUUGAUUAAUAACUUAAUUGAUGUUACUGGUAAAAACAAUAAAAUUAUAUUGCGGUAGACCUGUUUGUGUAAAUAUGUUACAGUAUGCUACAUUUUCUAUACAUACUUUAUUUUUUUACACAACUGCCCAAAAAAGGAGUCUAUUAGCAUUAGAAAAAAGGUAACAAACAAUCUUGAUGUGUCUUUUAUUGGAUUUUUGCAAAACAAGUCACUGCAAAUAUGUAACAAUUAUAAUGCCUAUAUUAUCAAUGAUCAUUUACAUUAUUUUGGUUUUAUAAGCAGCAAUCGGACAAAUCAUCGCAAAACCAUCAAAAAUCAUUUAUAUCUCAAAAUAGGACAAGAUUUAUUAAACUCAUAUUAUGUACACAGUAUCUUUAUAAAAUUUCCAGAUUAUACUCAAAAACUGCAGUUCAAAAUUGUUAAAAAAAUUGUAUCAUGUUCCAUACAAUAUUUAUUCUUGCGAUAAAUUGUCUGAACUCUAUUUAUAAGUAAUAGUUAAAAAAAAAAUAGUUUUUCAAUAAUAAAAAAACGAAGAAUAGUAUUCAAUGUAAUAAGGACCUAUUUUGUGUACAGGAAAAUCUUUUAAUUAAUUAUCUAAAUGGGCCUGUGCCUUUCACACACCAAGUUUUGUCAUCAUUAUAAUAAGAUCAUUAUUAUUUCACUAUAGCGGCUGCAUUUCCUCUACCUUGGAAUAGCUUCGCAAUCCAAGAUAUAAUGCAGUCAGUUCAGCCCAACUAUCUCCAUUUUCAAGAUAUCUCACUUGAUAUGAGAGAUCAAGAUUUAUUUAGGCCUAGUUUUUGUAUUGUAUGUGUACCAUUAUGUAUGUUACUCUGUAAUAAAAGUAAUAAAUUACGACUAAUAAUGGUAUGAAUAGCAAAAAUAUAUAAGACUUAGUAGUGGAGUAGAAAUGAUUUGUAGCUUCAUUUUAUAAAUGGCUUGCAACCUGUAAUUGCUGUAGGUAUGUCUCUUUCUAACAAAUUUGUUAGAUGGAGAGGUAAACAAGAGUAUGUUACAGGUGACAGCCAAGGGGCUGUGUGUUUUAUAAGGAUAAAACGGCACCCUGUUGUUUUUUAUGUAUUUUGAUGUUACUGAGUGUUCCAUACUUUUGUUGUUGGUGUUGCAUGGACUUGCUGUGUGAGAAACUUGUUAAGCAAUUGCACCUAUCAUCAAUAUUAUAAUGUUGUCCCAGUCACACAAUGUUAUGUAACCGCCAUUGUGGAAGCACCAGUUAGACAGAA